This is a messenger RNA of Tripterygium wilfordii, 1582 nucleotides long. Its product is annotated as thaumatin-like protein 1. Gene Ontology annotation, cellular component: extracellular region. The record is from RefSeq and is a predicted model, not a curated record. Gene Ontology annotation, biological process: defense response. The transcript is spliced from 3 exons. The coding region runs from base 211 to 1224 and encodes 337 amino acids. Lineage: Eukaryota; Viridiplantae; Streptophyta; Magnoliopsida; Celastrales; Celastraceae.
AACACUUUUUUUGUCGGUUUAUGACCUCGCUCUGGCAGUCACUCCAUUGUCCAGACUCCAGAGUCCCAUUCCCCUGUUUUUUUUGUCACUGCUCACUCCUCAGUCACUGGUAGCUGCCUCCUCUCUGCGUGUAAAACUCCUGCAUUGUCUCCAUUUCCUCUGCUACAGCUGAAGAGGAAGGAAGAAGAGUAGAUAGAGAAGCGCUGCCAUAUGGAUCUCUCGUCAUCUCUCGUUCUCAGCUUUGUUUUUCUACUUAUAACUUCAAGAGGUGUGCAAGGUGCCACAUUCACAUUCGUCAACAGGUGCGAAUACACUGUAUGGCCAGGCAUUCUUGCAAAUGCUGGCAGUCCUAGACUUGACAGCACCGGAUUCGAGCUCCCCAAGGACUCUUCCCGUUCCUUCCAAGCCCCAACUGGCUGGUCUGGUCGUUUCUGGGCCCGAACAGGUUGCAACUUCGACGGAUCCCUAUCCGGUUCCUGCCAAACUGGAGACUGCGGCUCUGGUCAAGUCGAGUGCAACGGACUCGGAGCAGCUCCACCCGCCACGCUAGCGGAGUUCACUCUCGGAACUGGCGGGCAGGACUUUUAUGAUGUCAGCCUCGUCGACGGGUACAACCUACCCAUGAUCGUCGAAGGCUCUGGCGGGUCGGGUCUCUGCGCGUCUACCGGGUGCACGACGGAUCUGAACAGUCAGUGCCCGCAAGAGUUGCGAGUCGGUGAAGGAGACGCCUGUAAGAGCGCUUGCGAGGCUUUUGGAUCCCCAGAGUACUGCUGUAGCGGCGCGUACAACACACCCAGUACGUGCCGGCCGUCCGUUUACUCCGAAAUGUUUAAGGCCGCGUGUCCCCGCUCGUAUAGCUACGCCUACGAUGACGCCACUAGUACUUUCACUUGCUCCGGUGCCGACUAUACGGUGACGUUUUGCCCUUCCUCUCCAAGUCAGAAAUCUUCAAGCUAUGCAACACCAUCAACAGGAACAUCUCAGGGUUCAGGGGGAGAGUCACAGCCCGGUUAUGGGUUCACCUAUUCUGGGUCAGGGUCGGGGUCGGGGUCGGGGACAAUGUCCGGGUCAGGGUCUGGUGAAGGAGAGACAAUGCUGGCAGAUGGGUCAUGGUUAGCUGGUUUGGCAAUGGGAGAUUCAUCAAGAACAACAGCCUCGCAAUCGUUAAUUGUUGUGGCUUUUGGAUCACUAUCUCUGAUCAUACUCUGCUUUUUCUACUUGUAGCAGCAUCUCUGUUUAGUUCAUGUUUUUUGUAAGUUUAAUGUGAAUUUUUUUACAGUCUAUGCAGCAGCCUUGAUUGGGGGUGGGUGUGUCUGUCUUUUGCCUCUGUUGGAAAAGCUGGAAAGAUUCUUGGUCCAGUUUGUAGAACCACCCGCUUCAAAGAUAUGCUCUGAAAAGUGUUUUGAUAUGGUUUUGGUAAUAUUAGGAAAUCAGGAUGAUUGAUGAAGAAGAGUUCCUUGAUUUUGGUAUUUAGUAUUGUUUGCAUUUGCUUUUUUGCAAUUGCAAGCGAUUUGUGUAAUGUGAAUACAUAGUAGGGGUUUGUUGGCUGCUUAGAUCUUGAGAGAUGGACCACUUUGCUGAA